Molecule: messenger RNA, 1662 nt
Organism: Cynara cardunculus var. scolymus (artichoke)
Lineage: Eukaryota; Viridiplantae; Streptophyta; Magnoliopsida; Asterales; Asteraceae
Product: serine/threonine-protein kinase SRK2E-like
Exons: 9
Coding region: 301-1389 (362 amino acids)
Biological process (GO): intracellular signal transduction; protein phosphorylation
Cellular component (GO): nucleus
Molecular function (GO): protein serine/threonine kinase activity; ATP binding
Source: RefSeq, a predicted model, not a curated record
ACCUAUAUCCCAGUGCUCAAAGAUUAUUAAAUUUAAACCCUAAGGAGUAAGUAAAGCUUUCACGGGGUUUCCAGAUUUCAACCCACUUUCGGUUCUUCCCGUCUCCAUCUCACUUCACCAACCAAUAUCACUCUCAAUCUUCUCUCCAAUCCCUACGGUCGCUGUUUUGCCACGUUCGACUCUAUGAUUUUGAUGAUUGGAUGAAAAUCGACUAGUUUUCUUGUUUUCUGUGGAUGAUUACAACUUGGGUUGGAGGAGUUUUGAUUUGCGUUUUUAGGGUUUUGAAUUUGAUUGAAUAAGAUGGAUCGAUCUCCACUUACGAUGGGGCCGGGUAUGGAUUUGCCUAUCAUGCACGAUAGCGAUCGGUAUGAGCUUGUAAGAGACAUUGGUGCAGGUAAUUUUGGGGUGGCGAGGUUGAUGAGAGAUAAGCAGACUAACGAGCUUGUUGCUGUAAAGUAUAUCGAGAGAGGUGAGAAGAUAGAUGAAAAUGUGCAAAGGGAGAUUAUCAACCACAGAUCACUGAGGCACCCCAAUAUUGUCAGAUUCAAAGAGGUCAUUUUGACACCAACACAUUUGGCUAUUGUUAUGGAAUAUGCAUCUGGAGGAGAACUGUUUGAGCGAAUAUGUAACGCUGGUCGGUUUCCUGAAGAUGAGGCGCGUUUCUUUUUCCAGCAACUUGUAUCUGGAGUGGGCUACUGUCAUAAUAUGCAAGUAUGCCAUCGCGACUUGAAACUGGAAAACACACUUUUAGAUGGUAGCCAAGCUCCUCGGCUGAAGAUUUGUGAUUUUGGGUAUUCCAAGUCCUCUGUUCUGCAUUCACAACCAAAAUCAACCGUUGGAACGCCUGCAUAUAUUGCUCCCGAAGUCUUGCUUAAGAAAGAAUACGAUGGCAAGAUAGCAGAUGUGUGGUCGUGUGGUGUAACAUUAUAUGUUAUGCUCGUGGGAGCUUACCCUUUUGAAGACCCCGAGGAGCCUAAGAAUUUCCGCAAGACAAUACAGCGAAUUCUCAAUGUUCAGUACUCAAUCCCAGCUUAUGUUCAUAUAUCCACCGGAUGCCGCCAUUUGAUCUCCAGAAUUUUUGUGGCCGAUCCUGCUAAGCGGAUAACCAUGGACGAGAUUCGAAACCAUGAAUGGUUUAUGCGGAACCUCCCCAGAGACCUCAUGAAAGAGAAUGCAAUGGAUCAGUUUGGGGGACCUGACCAACCCUCCCAAAGCAUCGAUGAAAUCAUGCAGAUAAUUGCUGAAGCCACCAUUCCGCCAGCCGGGGCCCACAACCUCAACCAGUAUCUCACCGGAAGCCUCGACAUCGAUGAUGACAUGGACGAGGAUCUCGAGAGCGAUCCCGACCUCGACAUCGACAGCAGUGGGGAAAUCGUAUACGCAAUGUAAGUUUACAAAUAACUACCGCUUAGCAACAUAAUUCUCAUAAUUGAUCAUGUAUAUCCAAGUAAGAUCUGGAGCUCGAGAUCGCGGUUUUUAUUUCGUUUUUACGACGUGCUGUUAUGAAACAUGUACGAUUGUUGUAUUGUGUAUGUUUUUGCCGAGUUAACCGGCAUACAUGUACCGAUAAAAAAGAUAAUGUAUCGUUGUAUAAGUUACAGAUAUACUCUAGUUCUAUUGCUUCACAACCGUCGUGGCUUAACCGAUGGCCUGGUUCGAACC